Centruroides sculpturatus (bark scorpion) is the source of this 939-nucleotide messenger RNA. RefSeq lists its product as uncharacterized. The record is from RefSeq and is a predicted model, not a curated record. Lineage: Eukaryota; Metazoa; Arthropoda; Arachnida; Scorpiones; Buthidae. The transcript has 2 exons. Bases 1 to 939 code for a protein of 312 amino acids.
AUGGUGGUGCAGCAGUUGGAGAACAGGGUACUCCCUCAAUACCUCCCCAACAUCCAAUUAUAUAGGAGGUAUAUAGAUGACAUCAUCGUUUUUUGGAAAACAACAACAGAUGAGGCAACCUUUGUUGAUUCUUUUAACAAUAACCCAUACGGGCUAACACUAGAAGUAGAGCAAUCGAGCCCAUCGGAAGUGCACUUUCUGGAUAUAGGCAUCAACACUUUGGUAUAUCAUAAACCUGGAUCCACAUCAUCCUACAUUCCUGCCGUAUCCUGUGAUCCGAACACAUAUAAGUCUGCAGCCUUUAAAGCAUUAAUCAGAAGAGCCUUUACACAUUCGUCUAACAUCCAGGCUUGGGAUACCGAACUAGCAUACAUACUCCGUGUAGCCGCCCAACAUGGAAAACGCACAGGAAUUGGAACAAUUCAAGGACAGAGAUCCGGAGAGGACAUAGAACAAAUUGCCAUCACAUACAAUACAUACUUAAAAUCUUAUACACUAAGGUUGCCAGCAAACAGCAGAUAUGUCUCACUUUUAGGAGGUGUCCUAUUAUUUUCAACAUCUUACGUAAUGGAAGGGACCUCUAACCCCAUCAGACGCCCUGGAAUCUAUAGUAUCCCUUUGAAGGAUAACAGGUCUGAUAGAAACCUGAUAUAUAUAGACUCCACUAAACGAUCUUUGGGCGUCAGAAUACAAGAGCAUCUAGCUGAUAUUCAACACAGAAGAACUUCCACGACCCUCGCUACAUAUGUAGCCGAUCAUGAUAUAGUAGCGAACUUCUCCCAGGCCAUUCUCCUCCACGAUUUGCCUCCCAUUGAACACCUCAAAUGGUUGGAAGCUAUGCACAUAUUUAGAUCCUCCACCUCCAACAUGUGCAUAAAUUUUAAAGAGGAGAUACUGUUGUCGUUGGCCUGGCAAGAGUUAAUUCACAACAUGAUCUAA